Messenger RNA from Oncorhynchus gorbuscha (pink salmon), 5449 nucleotides. RefSeq names its product UHRF1-binding protein 1-like. The record is from RefSeq and is a predicted model, not a curated record. The transcript has 21 exons. Lineage: Eukaryota; Metazoa; Chordata; Actinopteri; Salmoniformes; Salmonidae. The coding region runs from base 115 to 4206 and encodes 1363 amino acids.
GGUAGUUUUUCAUUUCGCUGAAGAUGAGGUGGAGUGGAAUGUGAACAGAAUAUGUCUAUACGCUAGCUAGCUACAAAUAAAUAGUUUAGCUAGGUUAUUCUCACCAACACCGCAAUGGCAGGAAUAAUCAAAAAGCAAAUAUUGAAACAUUUGUCCAGGUUCACCAAGAACCUGUCCCCAGACAAGAUCAACCUCAGCACGCUGAAGGGCGAGGGUCAGCUGUCCAACCUGGAGCUGGAUGAGGAGGUGCUGCAGAACAUGCUGGACCUUCCCACCUGGUUGGCUGUCACCCGGGUCUACUGCAACAAGGCUGCAAUCAGGAUACAGUGGACAAAGUUGAAGACCAGCCCUAUUUGCCUGUUCCUGGACAAAGUAGAAGUGGAGAUGAGAACGUGUGAGGAGCCCCGCGCCCCAAAUGGCCCCUCCCCUAUUGCCAUCACUGCUGGCCAGAGUGAGUAUGGCUUUGCUGAGAAGGUGGUGGAGGGUAUGUCAGUCAUCAUCAACUCUAUCACCAUCAAGGUGCAGUCCCGUGCCUUCCACGCCUCCUUCGAGCUCUGGCAGCUCCAGGGUAACAGUCUCAACCCCAAAUGGCAGAAGACUGACCUUCGCUACACCCGCAUCACGGACCCAAAAAGAGGAGAGGUGUUGACGUUUAAGGAGAUCAACUGGCAGAGUCUGCGUAUCGAGGCUGAUGCCAUAGAGAGUGAGGACCAGGACCUGAACAGUACCCCACUACGCCUCAUCACCAACCAGGGACGCAUCCGCAUUGCCUUGAAGCGCAGGCUGAAGGACUGUAACGUGCUGGCCUCUAAACUACUCUUCAUCCUGGAUGACCUGCUGUGGGUGCUGACGGACUCUCAGCUCAAAGCUGUCAUCCACUACGCCAAGUCCCUGAGCGAGGCUAUGGAGAAGUCUGCCCAGCAGAGGAAGAGCUUGGCCGCAAAGUCCCUACAAACUGCACCACCUUCCCCUGGUAUACACGCUCUAUCGACAAACCCUCCACCCUCUCCCAGUGGUGGAGUCCCCAGUACCCUGGACCAGUACUUUGAUCAACACGAUGUCAAAGAGUCCUCCUACCACACCUUCAUCUCUCGUCUAGACCUGCACAUAUGCAACGACAUUUCCUCAGCAGACCCCGAUGAGCCUCCUCCUCCAUGCCCCCAUGGUGCAAUGCAGCUGACCUUCCGCAAGCUUGGUUUUGACUACUACCCCAUCCACAGGCCUGGUGAUGGCUGUCGGCAUUGGGAGCGUCACUGUGGGGCGAUGGAUGCCCGGGCCCAGUGGGCUGGUAUACUACUGCAGGAGUUCCAGAGGAGGGUGGACGCAUCAGGGAUCCCUGGGCCAGACUCUAAGGUCCCCAAUCAGGCCAAGGACUUCCCUGCCAAGAGGACCCAGGAUGGACAACCCAACCCCAAGGCCAGCCCUCCUGAAAGGGAGCAGAUCUCCAAGAGGACCUCAAUAGCACAACCUCUCCCGUUGAAUCCUCUUAAGAGGCUCCGCUCCAGCUGUGUGGUGGUACGAAUGGAUGACCUGGAUAUACAUCAGGUGUCUACAGGGGGAUGCCACAGCAAGAAGACCCCGUCCUUAAUAUCCUGUAACCGCAAGGCCCUGAACCUAGCAGACAAUAUACCAGCCAUCCACCUGCAAUUCACAGAGUAUUACUUCCCUGACAACCCCGGUUUGCCUGUACCCAAUACUAACCUAUAUGCCCAACUGAACGGCCUACAGCUGUGCCUGGACCCAGCCAGUCUGCUGUGGGUCAACCUGUUCUCUAGGGGCCUGCUGCGUACCCUGGAGCAGGUCAAAGCCUUCUACCACCUCCAUGACAGCAACAAGGCAGAGGAGCACAUGGACAUCCACAUGGACGCAGCUCAGAUCAAGCUGAUCAUUCCCCUGGAGUCGUCGAUCAUGGACCACCAGGACCGGCCCCAGUCCCUAAGCACCACCGUUCCCCAGAUGGUCCUCAGCAACACACGCCACUCCCCCCACGGCACCCGGGCCGACCUCCACUCCACCUACAGCAGCUUCUCCACCUGCCACUUCUUCCAGUCAACUCCCCCUUGCUCCUUCCCCCGAGACCAGAGCUCCUUCCUUCCCCUACCCUCUGCCUUCCUCCAGCACUCCCUGGAGAUGGAGACCCUGUCCCUCUCUGAGAGGAGGCCCCUAAGGCCCAAGGAUGUCUGGUUCUUCAGCUUGUCCCGUCUGUCCAUGAGCUUCGAGGGGGCGCGGAAAAGCAACAGGGGCAGAGCUCACCCCUUCGUGGAGCCUUUCACCAUUUCUGUGUGGAUGUGUCGUCCGUCUGCGUUUAAGGUCAGUUCCCUAGUCUCCUCCCCCAAUGAACCAGCUCCUGUUGAUCCCAACCAUAAAACCCCAGAACAGCAGGAAAACCACCUCCCGCCCAACCUGGAACACAACCAGGACAGUCGACAGGAGGUUGCAGUGGCUUCUAUCCACUUCCUGGCCCAGGCCAUCACACCGGUCAAAGUGUGGCUCAACCACUACCAGUAUGUUGCCCUGUUGCGGAUGAAGGACACCCUGGCCAGGCUGGGGCACGAGCUGGGCCGGGACACCAGGGACUCUAAGCAGGCCAGGGGCCAGGAGGCUGACCCCCCUACGGUGUGCCUAGCCCUCCUAAUGGACUCAGUGGAGCUGGGGCUCCUGCUACCACCUGCAGCCACGGAGCCAGAGGAGGCCCACACCCCAGGGUCUGAAAGCCCCAGCCUGACAGACUCCGAUCUCUCCCCCACUCACCAGGCUACUUCACCAGGCCCUCUGGAGGACAGUGGGAUAGGAAACACCACUGCCACCAUCAACAGCUCUCCUCCCCUUGAGCAGGAGGUGGAUGGUGUAGUAGAGGAGGCCAGCGAGGCAGUGGAGGUCAUGGAGAGGGAGAUGGCCCAGGGGGAUGGCAGUGGUCCUGUUCUCUCUCCUCCCUUCUCCCCUGAACACCAUCACUCCCUCCUGUCCCGGGACCCCUCUACCUUCAGCCUGGAGGGAGAGCUGUCCACUGCCCUCACCUCCACCAAGGACGUCACCAAAGAUGCCUUUAGUGCCUCCCUGGACCUGACUAAAGGGGCGUUCUCCAUCACAAAAGAUGCCUUCAGCUUCAUGAGUCGAGGGUCGGGGAUGAGCAAACUGUUCAAUCCACAGGCGAAGGAGCAGCGCCCUGAGGAGGGGUCCCCCAUAGCCAGCCUGCGGCUCCAGUCCAUGAACCAGUCUCUCUCGCAGCACUCAUUUGACAGUGCUAUCCUGGACGGCAGCCUGCCCAACGACCACCUCUCAGUGGAAAACGAUGCCAGUGAGAACUUUGUCAUCCUCAUGGAUGACUCAGGGGUAGUGUCCAUGAUGCGACCCAAUGGUACCCCGGGGCCCAGUGGAGGCAGUCCUGCCCUGGGGACAGAGGGGGGGUCCUCAGCUGACCUGAGCAGCUCCCUGUCCCAGAGCAUUGAGGACAUCACACAGGACACAACCUCUGUGUUGUUGCUGGUGCUCAGUGGGAUGGCCUGUGUGGCAGACCUGAAGGGAGAGGACCUGGUGGUGGCAGUGGAGGCCCAGGAUCUCAUCCUAAGACAGAUGGGCAACGUCAGGGUCUCUGACCUGCUGACUGAACUGAUGCCAGUGCCUGGUGGGUCUACCGUUGGCCACAGGCAAGGCUGCAGGGCAGUUCCCGUGGUGGGCAUACGGAUGGAGAUGGGUCCUUCUGCAGCGCGGCAUGGUUCUCUGUCUGGGUUGGUGGGUCACCUGGAGCUGGGUGUGCGAGACUGUCAGGUGGAUCUGUUGGUUUCUACCCUGGCCACCUUGGGGCCCUUCCUGGAGGAUGAGCUCAGUGCUGACAUCCAACCCAUUAAGAUCCGGCUGGAAAACGUCACUAUCACUCUGAAGGAUGAUGGUCCCAAGGUCUACCCCACGGCCCCCCAGCCCCAACCUGUCACCUUUACCGUAGACCAGGUGGUUGUGGAGCGAUCUGAUGACGGCAUUUUGAGAAUCAAAGGUGUUGAAGGCACAGUCCCAAGAGACUCAGCAGGUGGUGCUGUGGUAUGUUUGGAGAAGCCAGACUGUUGGACAGAACGAAAACUGUCGCAGAUCACGAAUACUUUCCUGGAGUCGCAGCUAUCGGAAGCUCAGUUGGCCCUCUCUCAAGCCCUCACUGACCGAGAGCGUCUCCUCUUGGAAGUCAGGAAGUAUGACCCCAUGUUUGACCUGUGACCGCUUUACUUCCCCGGCCAGCAGAGGGCAAUAUACUGGCACUACAUCAAUAAGGGAGUAAAGGAACUGAUAGAAAUGUCUGGACAAAAUUAGCUGUCUGAACCCAGGCAUAUGACAAUUUCUAAAGAACAGUGGAAUCCACCCUGAUGGUUCCAAAGGUCACGCUCUUGUAAAUGAAUUGCACAAACAAACAGUGUGUCACUUCCAGAGAACACAUAGGGGGCCCCUGUAGAAAACAGGUGUCCUACUGUAGUCACUCUUUACACACUGACGGGUAUUGCUGUACAUUUAAAGCGAUUUACACCUAGUUUGAAUUUAAACCACCAUAGAGAAUAGUUGACUCAUUGUUGUGCUGCACCUCACUGGCCAUCUAUCUUUAGUAAAUAUUUUAUUUGAAGAACACGUGCCAAAAUUAGUCUACUAUGCAGUCUUCUAUGCAGAGAACUGUCAGUUUAGUAGUGUUAAGAUUCCAUUGAUGUUGUUUCCUGUACACAUCUUUCAAUGUCAGGCAUGCCCUGUGAAGACCACUAGAGCUCUAGGAAUGUUGGUGUGUGGGUUUACAAACACCCACCAAGCUGCAACUAUAAAACUGUUCGCUAUUGUAAAGUAGAUCCUGUUCAUAGUUGUACAUAACUGUACGUCUGUAUAGUUAGUAGCUGGUAUUUUAGAUGCAUUCAUGUAACGUUGUUUAGGAUGAUUGUGUAUUAAAUAGAAGUGGGGAAGGGAAAGAAAACCACUGACUUAAAGCAGUACUGCACUGUAAACAUGGAGCUCCUGUCUGUGGGAUCACCAGACACACCUCCGCAUAGCUAUCCUUUUGAAAGGUUGUGUAUCUGAGAAGGGGAAAGCUCUCUCCACACUGUUCUCAGAUACCAGGUCAAAAUGUUCCCGUCUUAUUUUUCUUGCAUAAAAAAAAAAAAAACGUAUAUGAACGGUAAAACUAAAUUUGGUGGUUGAAUGUUCAGAUGACACAUGCUUUCUGAUCUUUUGAGGACAGUUAAGACAAUGGUUAUGGUACAUUAACUGGUUUAGUUUGUUACUUGAGAGGUGUACCCUGCACUCAGACAGGUAUUAGUUGAUCUCCUUUACUCACCCAUCUGCAUGGAGAAACACCAUCUAGGUAUAUACUAAUACCUACAUUUACAUUACAUUUAAGUCAUUUAGCAGACGCUCUUAUCCAGAGAGACUUACAAAUUGGUGCAUUCACCUUAUGACAUCCAGUGGAACAGUCACUUUACAAUAG